Sinocyclocheilus rhinocerous is the source of this 2057-nucleotide messenger RNA. RefSeq names its product coagulation factor VII, like (gene f7l). Gene Ontology annotation, biological process: proteolysis. The record is from RefSeq and is a predicted model, not a curated record. Gene Ontology annotation, cellular component: extracellular region. Lineage: Eukaryota; Metazoa; Chordata; Actinopteri; Cypriniformes; Cyprinidae. Gene Ontology annotation, molecular function: serine-type endopeptidase activity; calcium ion binding.
AUGGAGUUCAACCUGAACAGAAUGAAGCUCUGCCAUAUGAUCCUGACGUUGCUCGCUGUCCCAGUGUGCUUUGGGCUUUCAUCAGAGAAUAUAAAAAUAUUCAGACUUACUCAGUGUCUGCUGGACGGUAACUCUCUGUCCCUUCAACACCUGCAGUCUUCCUCGGAGCUGAAGCUGGGAGAUCUGGAGAGAGAGUGUCUUGAGGAGAUCUGCUCGUAUGAGGAGGCCAGAGAGAUCUUCACCGUCCCAGAACAACUGGAGGAUUUCUGGAAAAGAUACACAGAUCGUUUCCCAUGCGGAAGGCUGGUGGAGAAGGGUGUGGGUCCGAGGAUAGUGAAUGGUGACGUGUGCCCUAAAGGACAGUGUCCAUGGCAGGCUUUACUAGAACUUGAAGAACAAUAUAAAUGCGGUGGUGUUAUUCUAGAUUGCCGGUGGAUUCUCACUGCUGCUCAUUGCGUUUGGGAAAAGGAUCCAACCCUCUUACAAGUGACAGUCGCUGAACACAUCCGUGGGAAAGACGAAGGAACAGAACAGAUAAGGAAAGUGUCUAAAGUGUUCAUCCACCCAUGGUACAACCACUCCAGCACUGACAGUGACAUUGCACUGCUGCGUCUGCUCAGCCCCAUCAGGCUCGACCCCUUCGCUAUUCCUGUAUGCCUUCCUCCUGCUAAUGGCACAUUUGGACGCACCAUAGGAGCCAUUCGCAUGUCCACCGUCAGCGGAUGGGGUCGCCUGGCACAAUCCGGUCUGCCGUCUCCGGUUCUUCAGAGGCUGAAGGCAGAGUGUAGGACAAAGUCGGGUCUGAAGGUGACCAGAAACAUGCUGUGUGCUGGCUUCAUAGAAGGCAGCCGUGACUCCUGUCAGGGGGACAGUGGAGGGCCGCUGACCACCCGCUAUAAGAACAUUGUGAGUUGGGGUAAAGGCUGCGCACACGCUGACGUCUACGGCAUCUACACGCGUGUGUCCGUCUUUGUGGAGUGGAUUUUGAAGUCUGUAGCUUCCGCAUGAAUUCAAGAGUUUCUGAAUGUUAUUAAAGGUGAAGUGUGUUCAGAUAUGAGUUCAUUGUUCAGAGUCACUGUAAGAGGCAGUUCACACAAAAUAAGUUUUUUGCUCUGAAAAAUGUGAGAUGUGGGCAGUGCAAUGGAGGGGGGAAAAAGAGUAUUUUUUAAAAAUUGAACUUACUUUGAGCGCUGCAGUUUUAGAAUAGCAAUGUCAUGUGUGAGACGCUGCAAGUGUAAUGGUCAGAUACAUCCAUCUAGCGUGUGUUUAAACAACAGAAAAGUAGCGCAGUGGAAUACAAAAACAUGUUCUGUGUGAAUGGCCCCUAAGUCAUGGUAGUUUGACUUCCUGAAAUGUGAAACACUGUGUGACAAUUUUACAACAAUGAUUUUUUUUUAUUUUUUUAUUUUGUUUUGAGUAGCCCAACAUGUGAACGUCUGACUCAACCAAUCAUAUGUGUUUGGGGCUAGACUUAUGAUUUUCACCCUAUCCACCUUAUUUUUCAAUGCGGAAGUAAGCUGUUCUCUGUGAAUGCGUGAGACUUCCGCUUCAUUAGCCACGGUAUACCCUAUAGGGAAAUAACAAGAAAAAUAACAAAGUGCAAUAAAUGGUCAAAUUGUUUGUGCUAGAACCCAGUGUGUUUAUAAUUAAGACAACACAUUAAAAUAAUAUGGUAAGAAACACCAGUUUGCAGUUUGCAGUUCCAAGCAGAAAAAUUUGUUGUUUUGUACAGCUUAAAAUAGCUGGAAGUGGAUGACACCGGAAACCGGUCAAUUUACAAAUGGCCGCAGCUUCUCUUACGGAGAAAUUAAGGUGGAUAGCAUUGUGGAGAAAACACUGGCACUGGUAAACACCAGAAAAUGUAAUAAUCUAUUUAUUUUUGCAAUUAAUUUUGGUGCAGAAAAAAAACAUACUGUACCUUUAAAGACACAUUAAGACACAUGUAAGUGAGUAUAUAUGAUAAAGGAUGGCAGGAAAUUAUGAAAGUUGUAUUAUGUAUCACUGGAAUCUGCACAUAUAUUGCCACAAGUAAAAUUUUUUUAAUGUUGUCCUGUGUC